Molecule: messenger RNA, 201 nt
Organism: Heterobasidion irregulare TC 32-1
Lineage: Eukaryota; Fungi; Basidiomycota; Agaricomycetes; Russulales; Bondarzewiaceae
Exons: 2
Coding region: 1-201 (66 amino acids)
Source: RefSeq, a predicted model, not a curated record
AUGAAUACAGAGGAAGAUCUGCUGCAACAACGACAUUUGAGUAGCCGUCAGAGACAGCCUAAUUUUACAUACCCCCCAACUCAAUACCAGGACUAUUGGCACGAAGAGGGUAGGCGCACCAAGUUCAGUCGGUCGGUAUCUAAGUUUACGAAGGCGCUAGGACGCAAACUCAAAAAAUUGGCAGGAAAGUUGGCAAGAUAA